Molecule: messenger RNA, 1697 nt
Organism: Moneuplotes crassus
Lineage: Eukaryota; Ciliophora; Spirotrichea; Euplotida; Euplotidae
Source: the annotation of a GenBank genome assembly
ACUUAUUAAAGAAAAAGAUGCUGCAGAUCACAGCUGAAGAGAUUAAUUUUAUCAUAUACCAAUACCUUCAAGAGUCGGGUUUUGCCCAUAGCGCUUAUACCUUCGGAAAGGAAUCUAACAUUAUAGAGAAUAAAUUCAAACACUUCCAUAUUCCUGCCGGAAUGUUGGUUGUUUUCCUUGAAAAAGCGCUGACACUUAUUCAUAUCGAGACCCACUAUAAUGAGGGUGACAGGAUGACAGUUUGAAAUGAACCAUUUACACUCCUGAAUCCGCACCAUUGAUCCACAGUCACAAGGGAGAAGAAGCCAGGGGAUCUCAAUACUCUCACUGAUAAGAGUAAUAUCGAUCCAAAUCCGCUAGACGGGAUUAUUAAUAACUCGAGUGGAAAUAUCAAGCAGCGGAAAGAUCUUGACCAAGAGAUGGAGGACGAAUCCAGAAAAGAAGAGUUUGAUCCUACUCACCCCAAAAUGGCCACCGGUAGGCCAGGUGGUGUGUAUGGAGCCGCCCCAAUUCGAAAAUCUUCCUUUUUAGAAAAUAGCGAAUCUAAAAUUAAAAUUUUGGAAAGCAAAAGUAAUAAAACUUUAAAAGUUGCCUGGAACCCGAAAAAUCAUAUGCUUGUUUUUGGGGGAGAUAAUGAAUAUUCAAGUCUUUGGAACAUGAGUGAGAAUGUAGUCACAUCUGAAGAAAUAUCCUCGCUUCCUCAUGUUGCCCCCGAGCUCCCCAAUAAAUCAAUGAUGCAUACUACAACUACCAUCAACUCCAUUGACUGGAGGCCUGAUGGGAGCUGAUUUGUCACAGGCGCGAAUGAUGGAAUCUGUAGAAUGUGGGACUCCCAGGGUACCGCCACAGCUAUAAUGCUCAAUGAAGACUCAAUGCCUCUCAGCAAGAAAGAAGGCUUGCCUAUUUCAGGGGAGGGUUUGGACAAAGACCUCAUAUCCCCUGUAGACAUUGACUCUAUUUUUGAUUGCAAAUGGAAUAAAGAUGGAAGUGCACUAGUGACAGUCAGCGAGAAAAAUAAUGUAAUCCUCUGGAACACAGAGGGUAAACUCAGAGCUUCCUACCAAGGCCAUACAGACCCAGUCACCACUAUUGAUUGGAAGAACAACAAUAUGUUUGCAACAGGUUCUCAGGAUGGAAUUAUAAAGAUUUGGGAUGUCCAAAGUUCAUCGGCACAGAAGACAUUAAGUUCUCAUGAAAGCAACAUUAAAUGAUUGAAGUGGGAUCCUACUGGAGCUUUCCUAGCCUCAGGGGGAGAAGAUUGUACUAUCCAGAUAUGGAAUCAUAAACACGAUAGCACUGUUAUAUCUUUCAAUGAACAUAAGGAAAUGAUUCAUAGCCUCAAGUGGAGCCCUACGGGAUAUGGGUCCAGCUUACCAAGCUCAGAAUUGAGAUUAGCAUCAUGAUCAGCUGAUGGAACUAUCAAAAUUUGGAGCCUUGCAGGGAACAAAUGAGUAGACACUCUUUCAGGCCAUACAGGCAUGGUCAUGUGUUUAGACUAUGACCCCACCUACACAUAUCUAGCUAGUGGUGAUGACUCAGGAAGGAUUAUUAUCUGGUCUGUGAAGGAUGGAAUAAUCAUAAAGACAUUCGAAAAUGAAAAUAAGAAUUGAAUAUUCGAUACCCAAUGGAGCCACGAUGGGCAAAUGCUUGCGACAUGCUACAAAGAUGUCUCAGUGAUUGACGUAAGGUAUAUGUAG